Aureobasidium namibiae CBS 147.97 is the source of this 1557-nucleotide messenger RNA. RefSeq lists its product as uncharacterized. The coding region runs from base 1 to 1557 and encodes 518 amino acids. NCBI's taxonomy places the organism in Eukaryota, Fungi, Ascomycota, Dothideomycetes, Dothideales, Saccotheciaceae. The record is from RefSeq and is a predicted model, not a curated record. The transcript has 2 exons.
AUGCUUAACAAACGGCUAUUACCAGCAAGCCUGCUGGCGAGCGGAGCAGUCGGACUACUGAUUCAACCAACGAAUAUCUCACAAACAAGCACCGAUGUGGAACUCAUCGUCAAUGGACAGAAUUUUGGCGCUGUCCAACCCUUGACUCAAAGUGCAGACGCGAACCUGAAUAUGGGUGUUCAUGAUCCGCUUUACCAUGUCACGACUUCAAAUAGGGAAAACCUCACUGGCGAGGAUAUUGCUUUGAUAUCAUGCGAUUCUGGCGAUUACCCUGGAUUUCUUCCCUUGAACGAUGUGUUCCAAACAGCUCUCGGUGUCAAUGCUUCAGCUAUCAUCCUCUACAGUUUGACAGCUGAGCAGUGUAACAUUACUAACAUGGAAUCGGCCUACGCAAGAGUAUAUUCCAUGUCGAAUUACACCGAAUCGCAGGAUUUGCUGUCCCACCUCAACGCCCAAUAUAACCCACAGGCGGUGAUUCAGCACACGUCGACAUCCAACAACAACAAUGGCGGCAGCCAAGGUCCUCAAACUUAUGGGUCUUCUCCCACGACAGCCGUUGCCAUGAUCAUUCUGUACAGUGUGACUGGUAUCAUCACUGCCCUGUUCCUUAUCAUAAUAAUCACAGGAGCAAUAAGAGCACACCGUCAUCCAGAACGCUACGGACCAAGAAACGCCGCCGGAAGACCUCGACAGACUAGAGCCAGAGGUAUUGCGCGUGCCAUGCUGGACACCAUCCCCGUUGUCAAAUUCGGCGAGCAACCUAAGCAAGAGCCAAAGGUUACAGAUGUCGAGCUGGCCGACACUGACACGCCAGUGAUUCGUCGCUCAGUUGAGAACGAUGGCGCGCACGAAACAGAAGCGCGCGAUCAUGCCGAACCGAGACAGUCGAUGACUUCCGUCCGCUCAGGCAUCGGUGCGGCAGCAGGACAUGGCGAUUCCGAUGCUAUCGCAGGAAUGGCUUCAGCUGAAUCUGGUGAGGCACUAGGAUGCUCAAUUUGUACCGACGACUUCGAGACUGGACAGGACCUCCGUGUACUCCCUUGCGACCACAAGUUCCACCCGGCAUGCAUUGAUCCUUGGCUACUGAAUGUGUCAUCAACUUGCCCGCUCUGCCGUGUUGAUCUACGGGCUGAAGGAUCUACCGAGGCGGAUGUGCCAACUGCUGAAGCUACCGAGAACGGUGACCUGCCUCCUCCUAUCAACGGCUACAAUGGCCAACCCUACCGCGUCAGCAUGCGUCGCAGCUUGCUCAUUGGCCUUGGACUCGAUCGUGGACAUCUUGAUCAGGGACAACGAAUGGCUGCUGCACGUGAACUACGUGAACUCAGACACAACCCCAUUGAUGGUACCGUGGCGCAGGUGCAGGACCAGGGCGAAGAAGGCGGUCAGCGUCGUAGAUUGCGAGAGCGCUUUGGAGUCCGAACAAGAAGAAGAGGACAGUCGGAUGCCCAGGCUCAGAGUGUUGUUGCUGUUCCUGAGGAGGCGAGCACGACUGCUUCGACAGAGGCUCCGGACACCGAAGCCGCACAAUCGACUCAGCGUUCUACUAACGCUUGA